Chara braunii is the source of this 1130-nucleotide messenger RNA. The record is from the annotation of a GenBank genome assembly. Lineage: Eukaryota; Viridiplantae; Streptophyta; Charophyceae; Charales; Characeae.
GUGUGGCUGCGUCCAGGACGAGGACGAGGGGGUUGCAGCCGUGCAGAUCGACGACACCUGCUAAUGCGACAGACGGGCAACGAGACGACGAGGAGUGGUCGGCCAUAGAGGCUGUCGGACUACAGGUGUGGGAAGACCAGCGGCAACAUUUGCGGCAGUCGACGACGUCCGGCAUAACGAGAGGUGUGGCGAGGAUGCAUGUCGGCGCACAAGAUACAAUCGUGGACAACGACAACGGAGGGCCUGAAGAUAGCGGAGGUGACGACGGUGCGAACGACCACGACGAAGAAGACGAGGACGCCGGAAUGGAGAUCCGUCCACUUGGGAGGAAACGGGGAGUGCGGUCUGCCACGAAGAAGUGUAGUGAAGCGCGCGCGGGGAGGAAGGGGAAGAAGGCUGCGGAGGACACGUCGGCAGGCGAGGGAAGCAAAAGCAGAGACUUUUGGUCGGUCGACCAUAUGAUCGCUCUCGUCCGAGCUAAACGGGACCAGGAUGUGCAUCUCGCAGGCCUUGGACACAACUACGGGCGGAUGAAAUCGAGGACGUGGAAGUGCGAUGACACGGAGAAGAGGAAGGAGAAAGAGUCCGACUUCCGGAUGGGUGAGCGUGUGUACCGGGAGAUGGAGGCCAUGACGAAGGCAGAUCACACCGUCCAUCUAGCCAACCUGGCGGACACGGGAGCGGACGGGAGUGUCCAGAUGGGCGGUUCUGCCGCCGGACAGCACGAGUUGGUGGCUAGCGAGGGGGGUGGAGAGGGGCAGGACGACGAGGCGGGAUUGACGCGGAAUUCAACGUUUAGCGGUGGGAGUGGUGGAGGGGCAGGAAACAAGAAAAAUGUCAGACAACAAACCUUUGAGGCUAUCACAGACAUGAUGGACAAGCACGGGCAAUGGAUGGCGACAACAGUGGACACUGCGAGCAAACGACAGUGCUCGAUUCUGACAAGGCGGAGUGAUAUUCUCGAGCAGGAGGUGGACGUGCAGAGUCAGCACUACGAAAAGGCCGAUUAGGCGAACCUCAUGAUGUGCAACACUCUGUUGGAGAUGUAGUGCUGUUUUUUUUUUUUCUAUCACCCUCGGUUGCUGUCUGGACAAUCGGAUGGAUGUAGCGUCGGGCGGCCACUAGGAAGG